Messenger RNA from Phyllostomus discolor (pale spear-nosed bat), 1329 nucleotides. It is a transcript of the gene PPIH, whose product is annotated as peptidylprolyl isomerase H. The coding region runs from base 67 to 600 and encodes 177 amino acids. Gene Ontology annotation, cellular component: intracellular membrane-bounded organelle. Gene Ontology annotation, molecular function: peptidyl-prolyl cis-trans isomerase activity. Gene Ontology annotation, biological process: protein folding; protein peptidyl-prolyl isomerization. Lineage: Eukaryota; Metazoa; Chordata; Mammalia; Chiroptera; Phyllostomidae. The record is from RefSeq and is a predicted model, not a curated record. The transcript has 10 exons.
ACCCCUGGGCCGGUGUUAGGUUCGCCGGAACCUCGCUCUCCUGACUUCUGCUUCCGGGUCGGAGCCAUGGCGGUGGCAAAUUCAAGCCCUGUCAACCCUGUGGUGUUCUUUGAUGUCAGCAUUGGCGGCCAGGAAGUUGGCCGUAUGAAGAUCGAGCUCUUCGCAGACGUUGUGCCUAAAACAGCCGAGAACUUUAGGCAGUUCUGCACUGGAGAAUUCAGGAAAGAUGGGGUUCCUAUAGGAUACAAAGGAAGCACUUUCCACAGGGUCAUAAAGGAUUUCAUGAUUCAGGGUGGAGAUUUUGUUAAUGGAGAUGGUACUGGAGUCGCCAGUAUAUACCGGGGACCAUUUGCAGAUGAAAACUUUAAACUUAGACACUCAGCUCCAGGCCUGCUUUCUAUGGCAAACAGUGGUCCCAGUACAAAUGGCUGCCAGUUCUUCAUCACCUGCUCUAAGUGUGAUUGGCUGGAUGGGAAGCACGUAGUGUUUGGGAAAAUUAUUGAUGGACUUCUAGUGAUGAGAAAGAUUGAGAAUGUUCCCACGGGGCCCAACAAUAAGCCCAAGCUGCCUGUGGUGAUCUCACAGUGUGGGGAGAUGUAGUCCCGAGCAAGACUGAAUCAGAGAGAGGGGAAGAGGAGGAGAAGGAGAGGGGGAGAAACAUCGAUGUGCAGACGUGCGAGAGAAACAUCGAAAUAUCAAUUGGUUGCAUCUCACAUGCCCCCACUCAGGGUCCUGGCCUGCAACCCAGGCAUGCGCUCUGACUGGGAAUCAAACUGGUGACCCUUCAGUUCACAGGCCAGUGAUGAAUCCACUGAGCCACACCAGCCAGGGCUGUUUUUCCUUUUUCUUAAUGAUAUGAAUAGUUAUGCAUUCUGAGUCUUAGUUCUUUGUAAGUUAUGACUAUUUUCUCCAAAAGUCUUAAUUCUUUAUAUGUUGUGACUAUUUUGUCCAGGAUGUAGUUUAAGAAAAAUUUGGCAGUGUGUUGCUUAUCUGAACUUUGCUUAUAUUCUUUGUUGAACAGAAGUUCUAAAUUUUGACAAGGUAAAAAUACCAGUCUUUCCCUUAUGGCUUUUGUGAUUUAUCUUGUGUAAGAAAGUCCUUACUACCUCAGAUCGUAGUCUUCUAUAUUCUUGCUAAUAUUUCUUUAGUUGUAUUUGUAUACUUACAAAAUUAUCUUAGAAUGUAUUUUUCUCAAUUUUGCCUUUUUUCCCAAAUGGAUUUCCAGUCAAAUUUCAGACUACUUUAAUGACUGUUUGUACCUCUAUCUGUGACUUAUUUUGUGUUCACAGCAUCUGGCCCUUAUAGGCAUUCAGUAAAAUUUUGUUGCAC